AUGAGGUGUGAGGCCCUGGUGCGAGUGGACGAUGUAGAGCGUGGCGAUGAGCCAGAGUGUGACGAUGGUGAACAGGAAGGGCGCACGGAUGCAGAUGAGGAAAUUGUCCAUGCAGAUCAUAAGGUCUGCGAUAGGCUUUCCGGUGACCACUGCCUCCAGCUUGGCGAUGACCUCGUAACACGUGACUGGCGGCUGCGUUACCCCGUCCGGCGGCGUGAGCCCGUGAGAGUAGAGGAGGGGCAGUGCCUUGUCACACUGGUGGAGGGGCUUGGACUUGGAGUCGUGGCAUUGAAGUUCCUCGAGAUCACAGUGCAACUUGAGCAGCGAUUCCCACAGUCUGUCGGGCAGGUACACUGUCCAGCUGAGGUAGGUGUGGGUGAAGAUCGGCGCGUAGAGGGCGUAGGCCCGGUAGGUGAUGGGCUUCAUGAGUUGUGGGCAGUUGACGUUAUCGAUGCCACAGCCAAGCAGCGUGGACAGCGUCUUGGGAUGGUCCUUGUCGUGGUCGUGGUUGGAGGUGGGAGGGGCGGAGCCCCGGAUGCCCUUGAUGACAUGGAGGUCGUCGGCAGCAAGUUGAUCCCACUCGGGGCAGUCGUCAUGCUGACUGGAGAGGGCGGAGCCCAGAGAGGAAAAACUUGA
Babesia ovata is the source of this 636-nucleotide messenger RNA. RefSeq names its product alanyl-tRNA synthetase, putative. Bases 1 to 636 code for a protein of 211 amino acids. NCBI's taxonomy places the organism in Eukaryota, Apicomplexa, Aconoidasida, Piroplasmida, Babesiidae. The transcript is spliced from 2 exons. The record is from RefSeq and is a predicted model, not a curated record.